AGGAAAAUAUUACACAAAAUAUGAUUUAAUUGUAAAAGUAAACUUGUAAAAGCACUAAUGCAGGACUGAAAAGUAAUACUUGCAAAAUGCAAAACUAAAAAAAUCUGAAUGUUAUUUUUAUGUUAUGCUAUCUUGUUACGUGUCUGGCUGAGAUCAGAUGCGGCAGCCAAACGCUACAUUAUGAGUGAUUUCCAUGUACCUGAUAUAUCCACAACUUUGAGCGACGACGCUUGGGGGAAUUUCUCCUUAAGGACCUUUGUGAUGCGAACUUCUCCAUCGGUUUGCGUGGAUAAACACCUCCACGACGGCCCAAGGACUAACGUCUAUGGGCACAGAGGAGAAAUUAGACAACUGCUAUCAGUUAGCAUUCGUCAGGUUGUAUACUGCGUUUAAAACACCCAAGCUUCUUCCGAUUUACCUGAUUCCUGAACAGAAACCGAAGUGAAGAUAUGACAUUGCCGGCGCCCUUACCAGCCAACAUCAUCGACGUGUUAUGUACGCAUUCAUAAGACUAGAACGAAAUGUUUAUGUAUACUGCUAACUUCUUACACAACGUCGUCCCUUGAAUAUGACGUCAACAUCCGGGUACUUAUUUUUUUUUAAACGACUGCGAGCACUGUAAACGUAAACAACUCUGACUUGGUUUGAUGAAUCAAAAAUUACUAAAGAAGUUUUAGCUGUUCUUUGUUACUUUUUUAAAUACAUAAUUUAUACAUUCGUAAAACUUCAAUGGGUCAAACAAAUUUGACUUGUCUGACAUAUGGGAUUUUACGAACUGCAAUGCAUUCAUCUAACCAAGACAACUUAAAUAGCUCUUUUUUAAAUUAUUCAAACCAUUACCUUCCAAAUUAUAAUAUUUGUAGUAAUUGCAAUGUUUGUAUUUACGUUUUCACUUUUAAUAACAUGAGAAGAAAAGAUCAACAUGCAUUGUAUAUUUGAUGUAUUACAUUUCUAUUAUUUGUUUAUGUUGUUGAGCACUGCAGUUUGUUGUCCAAUUGUUGUUGUUUACUUACAAAAUAUUGCCAUGAAAAUCUUCUGAGCUUGACACGAUUAAAAUACUUUAAUCAUAUUAUUCAUUAAAGUCAAGUCAAAUUUAAUUUUACCAUUAAACCCUAUCAGGCUCAACAACAAAAGACAGAUGAAUGACCUGUGUGCCUCGAAUGUGUCAUAGUAGGUGAAACAGCCCAAGACUGACAAGCGUAUCUCUCUCUGCAGGUUGUUGGAUCCAUUAGUGACUGUUGACAGUUGGCUUUUGUCUCCUUUCAGGGCAGCCCUCGGCUUUUGUUUGUUCACAAGAGUUAUAUGCACAAUACAAAGCUAGGCAGCCAUCAAGUAAACUAUCCUUAAGUCAGACAUGACCCUAAAGAGCUGGCCUUUUGUACCAGCCACUGACGUCAUUCUCCUUUAAAGUCAUGUUGUUACCACAUUGAGUGCAGGCAGUGUGGAGGUGUACAGCGACAGUGAUGGACCACCUCGUCUUGACUUUGACAUUUCUCCUCCUCAGCUCUUCUUGUUUUGCUGAGGAGGAACCAGAUGCUCUGUCCUGCCCAAAUCGCCAGGAACAUUUUGACGGCUCCUGCUAUGAGUUUGUGGGUCUGCAGCGUUCCUUCCUUAGUGCCCAGAAAUGGUGCGAAAGGGGAGGAGGACACAUAGCUUUCAUCCUGAACGACGAGACGCAGCAGUUCCUUCAGAAACACCUAGAUUCAGAGAAGGACUGGUGGCUAGGAUUGGCACCUGCUGCACCAAACCUCACUCUGGACACCACAGACGUUUCUCUGGCAUGGCUGGAUGGCUCAGAUGUCAGCUACGAUAACUGGGCAAAAGCACCCGAUGCACAAGCAAGAUGUGGACAUAUCCUGAAACAGUCAAGCUUCCAGUGGGAAGCCUCAGAGAACUGUAGCCAAGAACUCAACUUCAUCUGCCAAUUUGAUACUGGGAAAUCUAUUGCCUGUGGUGGCCAAAAUGUCACAUUGCAGUGUGGCUCUGGUCAAGUCAUAGAAAUUGACGACAGCUUCUACGGUCGAAAAACAAUUCACUACUGUCGGCCCAAACCCACUACCCCAGCCUUAACUUCUCAGGAGGAGUGCAGCUGGAUCGAUGUUGUGGACUCAGUGACAGGGCCCAAACCCACUACCCCAGCCUUAACUUCUCAGGAGGAGUGCAGCUGGAUCGAUGUUGUGGACUCAGUGACAGCCAGUUGCCAUGGUCUACAGGCAUGCCAAGCACCAUCAGAUGUGAAGUCUUACGGUGAACCCUGUCCUCUGUUGGGAAGUUACUUGUCCGUGGAAUACCACUGCAAAGAUGGACUCCAUCUGCGCAUAAGUAAAAUGGCGGCAGUGUUUGAUAAUGUCACAAUUACUGUCAAGUGGCUGCUCCAUCCUUAUGAGGGAAACCUUACAUGUGCUCUGAAUACUGGAGAUGGCCACACUAUUGAUCCCUAUGGCCCGGAAGAGACGGAGAGCACAGUAAUGCACAAGUUCAAAACACCUGGACGUUUUGUGGUCACAGUGGAGUGUUCCACCAGUGACUGGCACGUGACAGCUCAAAAAGCCAUCACCAUUCAAGAACCUGUGGGUCAGUUUGGUGACAUCAAGUGCUACUGCACCAACACGUCAGAAGAUGGCAGUAACUGCACCCUGUUGUAUGGUGGUGGGCCUGUUGCAGUUCAGGUCACAGUGGGGGCAGGUACAAAUGUAACUUACAUACUUCAGUAUAAGGACCUUUUACUUGCAAACUCAUCGGUCGACCAAGGGAUCACACCCCACAACAUUACACUGACUGCAAGUACAGUGGAGCAAGUGGGCCUUGGCUGUAAGAACCUGACUUUAACCGCCUCCAACAAGGUCACAACGCAGACGGUUUCUACUGAAUUUCAGCUGUGUCUGCUUGAGCCGAUCGAAGGGCUGCAGGCCUCGGUGAUAGCAGAGCAUGGCCAGUGUCCCGACUCUAGUGACCUCAAUAUUAGUGUCUCGCUAGUGCGGGGAGCUCCUGUGAGGCUUCUGUUCACACUGACUGCAGACAAUGUCAGUCACACUGAUACCAGAGAGAUGCUCAAUGGAAGCCUACAAACCUAUACCUUCGGCAGUCCAGUGGAAGGAUUAUUUAAAUUGAACGUGCAAGCCGCAAAUGCCUUCUCAGCCUCUGAUUUUAAUGUGAGCCUGGAGAGCAUAUUCCUGGCUUGUGGGAACUACUCUGACUUUGGAAACACGAGUGUUGAUGACUCUUACAACUUCAAAGUCAACGCCACUCCUGCCUUUGUGCUUGACUACACUAACAAUGUCACGCUCACGGUUCAUGGAAAUGCGUCACUGCCCAUCAAAGGACUCCAAUAUAUGUGGAAAUGUACAGGGGAUUGCAAAUGCAGCAACCAAACACAUGAUGAAACUCAUGUGAUUGACAAACAAUGCCUUCCGAAUCCAUUUGAGAUGGCUGUGUAUACUGUGACUGUGAAAAAAACGGCCUGGUUUAGGAAAUGGGUCCAAGUGGCCUCUGCUUCAAGGUGCCUCUCUGUUGUUCCAGAGGAAUUCAAAAAUGUCACCAUCAGUUGUGAUGAUUGCACUUCAAUUAAUGUGAGCCAUGGGGUUAAGCUGAGACUGAAUUGUCAGACGACAUGCCCGGAUGUUGACUGGUACCUUGAGGAUCCAAAGCCACUGCAGGAUAAACGUGAAACCUGCUACUCACAUGAAGGAAGAAGGCCACUGGUGAAGAAUCAGGAAGGGAACAAGGAAUUUUUUGUCAACAGCCAACAGCUGACAUAUUCAAGGGACAAUUUGCUUAACAUCACUGUCAUUGCUAAAGGAAAAUCGGAGUUAGGUUAUGCCAGGUACUCACUGCCCAUACCAGAUCCAGAGCCAGCAACUGAAGCCCCUGCGGACCCUGUACCCCCAACAUGCAACAUCUCUCCACCAUCAGGCACUGUCCUUGAUGCGUUUGAUAUCACCUGCCAGUCAGGUUCCUUCUGUUCAUCAGGUUGUGUUUAUUGCUUCAAGACAGACACGGGCAAACAUCUGCGAUGCAGUAAUAGUGAAGUUGUGAAAUCUCUCUUAUUGCCCAUUGGGGACGAGAACAAUAAUUAUAAUCUGUCCCUUGUGGUGACUGUGAAAAAUGAAAACAAGGAAGUUACCACGACUGUCUACGUUCAGGUAACGAAAAGCAACUCCAGUGUUUCAGUGGAUGCACUUCAGUCGGUGCUAGAUGAUACAGUCUCCCACUUGGAGGAGCAGGGUCUUCUCUCUGGUGAGGCCCUUGGACAAAUAGUCAGCUCAGUUGCUGACGUCCUCAACACAGAGACUGAUGAGGAUCAGAAGGAUGCAAGGAAGAAGCUUAGAGAGCAAAUGCUGACCAAAAUGACCACGGUGCUGCUGGAUUCCCCCACCAACACCAGUCAGGAGGUGCAAGUCACAGCCAGGGCUGUGGUUGGACUCACGCAGCGUUCAGACGAACUCAGUACCUCUGCCCAGGAAGAAGCAAGUUCAUUGUUGGUUGACCUCAGCUCCUCCCUUAACACUAUCAGUGUUCAUCAGGAGGGUGAUGACGAUGGAGAAGUUGUGGAAGGAGCUGCACCAAUAGUUGAAGCGGCCAGUAAUAUUCUGAAUGCUUCAUCAAAUGAAAAGGUUUCCAAUUUUCUUCUUACUGGGAUAAACAAUGUCCAGAAUGCCUUGUUGAAUCAUAAGACGUUGAAUGGAGAUCCCAUCAUCAUUGACUCUAAUCAGAUCAGUGUGUAUGUCAAUAGAGUAUCCCCAGAAACCAUGCAGUCGCAAGAUAUAAACAUCCAGAGGAGCAGUGCUUCUAGAUUUUCUUUCCCUUCUCUACCAGCUGAUGUCGUCUCCCCAGAUGAACCAGUGGAUGUUAGAAUGAUGAGUUUUGAAAAGAACCCAUAUUCGUGGAAAGGGGGAAACAUUUCAGGAACCGUGGGAUCCGUCUCUCUCACAAGAAUGAACGGCACUGUCAUCCCUGUUAAGAAUUUGCCUGAGGAGAUUGAGAUUCUCCUUCCCAGGCCGGAUGUUGGGCAAGAGAACAGUACAGUUUUGGACCUGGCCAACUUUAGCACGUUACUAAUUGACGUUCCUUCCUCUGAUGUGACGCUGGUGCUGAAAACGGAGCCCUCUGAAGACAUCUCCUUUGUGUUACUCCUUGGGUACAAAAAAUAUCCAACUAGUGAGGACUAUGUAGCGAAAACUGAGAUGCCACUUGAGAAUGCAAAAGAAGAGGAAAAAUAUACCUGGGUUCUCAGUCCUAAAGACAGGACAGGUGAUGUUGGGAUGCACUUCCUUGUCAUGAAGCCAAAAGUAGAGCCAGGCGUCAAAUCUGUCAACACCACUGUCAGUAUUAUAACCAUCGCAGCCCAGUGCAAGUACUGGGAUGAAAUAGAGUCUUCUUGGAGUGAAGAUGGCUGCAGAGUUGGCCCACUCACCACGCCCUUGGUCACACAGUGUCUGUGUAACCAUUUAACUUUCUUUGGCAGCUCUUUCUUUGUCAUGCCAAACCUAGUGGACGUGUCACGCACUGCAGAGCUUUUCGCCACAUUUUCUAACAAUCCAGUGGUGGUGUGUUUUGUCGGGGCCAUCUUCUUUGCCUAUCUACUGGUUAUUGUAUGGGCUCGCAGAAAAGACAUCCAGGACACAGCUAAGGUCAAGAUUACAGUGCUUGACGAUAAUGACCCAUUGGCAGAGUACUGCUACAUGCUGACAGUCAGCACAGGGCAUCGCCACGGUGCAGCCACCUCCUCACAGGUGACACUAACCUUGCUGGGAACGGAAGGAGAAAGCGAGCCCCACCAUCUGACUGAUCUUGCGAAACCUCUGUUUGAGAGGGGCGCAGAGGACAUAUUUCUCUUGACCACUCACUUUUCUCUUGGGGAGCUGCAGGGCAUUAGGCUGUGGCAUGAUAACUCCGGCUCACACCCUGCAUGGUAUGUCAACAAAGUAACAGUGCAAGACCUGGAUAGUGGCCAGAAGUGGCACUUUCUGUGUAACUCCUGGCUUGCUGUUGAUGUGGGAGAGUGCACCCUUGACAAGGUCUUCCCAGUGGCCACAGAAGAGGAUCUGAAGAGAUUUAGCAAUCUGUUUUUCAUGAAGACAGCUAAGGAUUUCCGUGAUGGACACCUCUGGUUCUCUGUAAUAAAUCGACCUCCGUGUAGCACUUUUACUCGUGUGCAGCGAGUGUCCUGCUGCUUUUCCUUGCUGCUGUGCACCAUGCUGACCAGUAUCAUGUUUUGGGGAAUUCCUACCGAUCCCUCCGAGCAGACCAUGGACCUCGGUCACAUUGAGUUCACCUGGCAGCAAGUUAUGAUUGGCAUUCAAAGUUCCAUCAUCAUGUUUCCCAUUAAUCUCCUCAUUGUGAGCAUCUUCAGAAACACUCGUCCUCGGGAAAAGGUUGCCAAAUCAGACAAGUCAAAGCAGGGGAAGACAGUUCGAGUGUCCCCAUCACAGGCCUCGUCCCCUCAGAAAGAACAGAAGGACAUCACACCAGAUACUGUGAUGAAGGACAUAAAGAGAAUUGCUCAGUCGCUGUCAAAGGCCAUGAAGAGUCCUCUGCCUCAUAUGGAACUUCGACCAGGCCAACAGACUGAUAUCAACACCUUGCUGUCUCUGGUGGAAGACAUCAUCAAGCAUCAAAAUCGACCCUCCUCUGACUUCUACACUGAUACUGCCAAAAGGGAACGCUCCAUCCUCAGUUUAGGUGCAGUGGACCUUCAAGAAAAGAGUGUAUGGGGCAGUCCGGAGAAGACCUCAGAUUCAGGGGUUCAGAAGAAGAGCAACAACAGCAGGUAUCUGUACAGGCAACUGCGUCAUGUUGAGAAGAAGCUAGGUUUCCUUGGAUCUUCUCGAUUCCCAAACCCAGACAGCUACAACAAAGCCAUGCAGCAAGUUCAGGGGAUGAAGAGCUUUCUUGAGUUCCACCUCCCAUCACCCUGCUUGGAUGGAGAACAGUCUGAUCGCAGCCCCAGUCCAGAGGAGAUAGGAGAGAACGGGGCUGGUGCUAAAAAAUGCUGUGCAGGAGGGUUGCCGUGGUGGUUUGUUUUUGUAGGAUGGAUAUUGGUCAUCGCAACCAGUGGUGUGUCAGGGUACUUCACAAUGAUGUAUGGGCUGACUUAUGGGAAAGAUCGCUCUAUCAGCUGGCUGAUCUCCAUGUCGGUGUCCUUUUUUGAGAGCUUGUUCAUCACACAACCUCUUAAGGUUCUUGGCUUUGCUGCUUUUUUCGCUCUCGUUCUAAAGAAGGUUGACCAGGAAGAAUAUGGAGACCCUCAGAUUGACGAGAGCCUCAAAAAUCCUGAUGAUCCCGAUGCAGUGAGAACAGCACGAAGAGACAGCACAUGCAGUUUCUACCAACCGCCGCCUCCAACUGACAUCGAGAAGAUGAGGAACAACAUGAUUAAAGAGCAGAAAGUCUUUGCCCUCAUUCGGGAGAUUCUUGCCUACAUGGGGUUUAUGUGGAUGUUGCUCCUGGUGGCAUAUGGCCAAAGGGAUCCCAAUGCUUACUUCCUGACCCAGCACAUUCGCCAGAGCUUCAGCAAAGGCAUUGCCGACACGAUGAGUAUUCAAGAUGUGUUCAACUGGGCAAACACAACCCUGCUGAGCAGCUUGUUUGGAGAUCACCCAGGCUUCAUCACAGAUGGAAACUCAAAGCUGGUGGGUAAUGCCCGUCUUCGCCAAGUGAGGGUACAGAAAAAUUCUUGUCAUGUAGCUCGCGGCAUGCAACAUGCAGUGCCAAAGUGCCAUGCCCUGUACUCAUGGGAGAUGGAAGACAUGGGAUCCUACGGUCCAGGUUGGAACUACUCUGACUCUGAUAAUACAACAGUGAACCUCCAUAGCCCCUGGAAGUACCAAUCCCAGGGUAAACUGAGGGCAUAUCCCAUCUGGGGAAGCAUGACGCUCUACAGAGGAGGCGGCUUUAUGGUGGAGCUGGGACCAGAUUUACAUAACUCCAGCAGAUGCCUUCAAUAUCUUUAUGAAAAACGUUGGUUUGAUGCGUACACUCAAGCCAUCUUUGUUGAGUUCACUGUGUACAACGCCAAUGUCAACCUCUUCUGCAUCGUCACACUCAUGCUGGAAACCACAGCCAUAGGGGCUUUCCAGUUCCGUAGUGAGCUUCAAAAUGUUCGUCUCUACCAAUCAACUGGUGGACUCCACAUUUUUGUCAUGGCCUCUGAAGCCAUCUACUUCCUCUUCAUCCUAUAUUACAUGUUUGUUCAGGCAAAGCUAAUGAAGCAGCAGAGAUGGACCUAUUUCAAGAGCAAAUGGAACCUGCUUGAGCUGGCGAUCAUCAUUCUCAGCUGGAGCGCACUGUGUGUCUUUAUCAAAAGGACUCUGCUGGGGAAGCGUGACAUGGAGUACUACCAGAGCCACAAAGACCAAUACGCCAGUUUUCAUGAGACAGCCAAGGCUGAUGCAGUGCUGGGCUAUCUGAUUGCCUUCCUGGUGCUCCUGGCUACAGUCAAACUGUGGCACCUGCUGAGACUCAACCCUAAGCUGCACAUGAUCACAGCGACGCUCCAGCGAGCCUGGACGGAUAUCUCCGGCUUCCUGGUGGUCAUGACCAUCAUGUUUCUGGCCUACUCAAUUGCUUCUAAUCUCAUGUAUGGUUGGAAGCUGUACUCUUAUCGCACCCUAUUUGAUGCGGCUCAGACCAUGGUCAGCCUGCAGCUGGGCAUUUUUAACUAUGAUGAGGUUCUGAAUUACAACCCAGUCCUAGGUGCCUUCCUCAUCGGCUCCUGUAUUGUGUUUAUGACAUUUGUGGUGCUCAACCUCUUCAUCUCUGUCAUCCUUGUGGCCUUCAGUCAAGAGCAGAUACAUCACAAACCAUCAGAGGAGGAGGAGAUAGUGGACCUGAUGUUGAUGAAAGUCUGCAGUUUAUUUGGAAUCAAAUGUAAGAAGCGUGGUGGUGACAUCCUGACCAACAAGACUGGAAUUUCAUCCACUUCAAAUAAUGGAAUCUCAACAAUCUCUCCAGAGCGUGUAGACAAGGAUUUGUAUGUUCCGCUUUAGUCAAGAUUAUUGUAAUAAUUAUUACAAUUAUUGUUGCUUGCUUGCUUCAUUCUUUCACUUUGCUGUAGAUUGCAUGAAGGCCUGUAUACUGUAAGUACAUGUGCAUUGUUAACCAACUGUUCUGUUUUCAGAAAUGUCUAUAUUGUAAAACAAGUUGAAUCACUUAAUGUAUGUGUUAAAAUGCAUUAUUAAUAUGCAUUGUUUUAAUGUAAAACAAUAACCAUACCACAUUCAUGCAAAUAAUUAUUCAUAAUUGUAACUAUGCAUGUAUACAUUUAGCUAGUAUUAGUUAGUAUUCUGUACAAAGUUUAUGGUGGAGGUCUUUUGUGUCGACAAAAUCAAGUAUUUUCUUUGAAAAGUGUUUGUGACAUGGCAGUGGAGAUCAUCCAUGCACACCCAGUGGAUGGAUGAUGAUGAGGACAGUGGAGACAUGCACCAGUCCACAUGAUGUCCUAGUGACAGACACAAGACAUCUUUGUUGAUGGAACACAUAAGGCAACACCAUGCACACUUAAAGAUAUAUUUAGAUAUAAGAUAUAUAUAGUCGCUGUAUUUUAAUGUAUGUCUAUGAUGAUGCUACACCUGUUUUCAAUAACUGUAUAUCACACUGUAAAUAUGACUUUGAUGAACUUCAUAUUUAAUUCUGCCUUAACAAUCAUUUACUGCAUUGAAAUACAGUAAUCAUUUGUAAGGCAGAAUAUCCUCCCUUUUCCUCAAUCUUUCCAAUACAGUACAUAUAAUACAGUACAUAUAAACCAGUCAUUUAAGCACAAUAUUUAUUCAUUUACAUUCGUACAUAGUUUUUAUAGUUGCUUUACUGUAUGUAUUUAUGAGCUCAUACAUUUCCUCCAUGGCUGCUCUCAAGACAGAAGCAAGACAAAUGUAUACACAAGAUCACAUGAACACAAAAGUUGGUUUUGCACCCUAAAGUUUAUCUUUUUUAAUGUUGGCCAUGCCCGCAACCCUAGUGAGGAUAAGCGGCAUAGAAAAUGGAUGGACAGAUGGAUGAAAUAAUCUAUAUUAUGUUACACGUUAUUUAUUAUUUUCUUUCUGUAUUAGAAAAUCAAACUAUUAAA
This is a messenger RNA of Doryrhamphus excisus (bluestripe pipefish), 10063 nucleotides long. NCBI's taxonomy places the organism in Eukaryota, Metazoa, Chordata, Actinopteri, Syngnathiformes, Syngnathidae. The record is from RefSeq and is a predicted model, not a curated record.